Messenger RNA from Ascochyta rabiei, 390 nucleotides. RefSeq lists its product as uncharacterized. Bases 1 to 390 code for a protein of 129 amino acids. The transcript is spliced from 3 exons. The record is from RefSeq and is a predicted model, not a curated record. NCBI's taxonomy places the organism in Eukaryota, Fungi, Ascomycota, Dothideomycetes, Pleosporales, Didymellaceae.
AUGGCAGUGAGGGCGCCCGCUGCUCCUUCCGCCGUAACCACGCCCGCCCCCGUCGUCCCCGUCCCCGCCAUCGCCACCCCCUCCAGGUCCCGCCGCCAGGUCGCUGCCGCUGCCGCUGCCGCUGCUGCUGCCCCUGCCCCUGCCGCUGCCCCUGCCACCCCCUCCAAGAAGCGCCGCCGCACCACCGCCACCCCUGCUGCCUCCCCCGCCGCCGCCGCCGCCGCCACCACCGCCACCGCCUCCAAGAAGGAGAAGAAGAAGGAGAAGAGGAAGAGGAAGAAGAAGAAGGUCCGUAAGUGCGUACGGGACGUAAAGAAGUCUGUAGCGGCUCUAGAGCUUGCUAUGGAUUCCUCCUCCUUAGAGGACAGUGAUGAAGAUGAUGAGGAUUAA